AUCGACGACAUGCCCAUGAACGGUCGCGAGAUGACACGGGCCGAGUUGUUUGAGGAUGAGAAGAGGAGGAUCGUCGAAAGUUGCUUCAGCAGACGCGACGAAGAUGGCUCCUUGCUCGAAACAUACAUCACACACAUCAAGAUCACAGAGUUCCAAACUUCGCCCACAGCACCGCCAGCACCCAAUGCGAGAACCCCUAAUGCCGAGAAGCCGCGCGUCAUCAUCGUCGGCGUGCGCAAGUCUGGCCGAGUACGCGUGCACAAAUCAAAGGAAAACCCAAACGGAACAUUCUCAAUAGGCAAAACGUGGUUUCUCGAUGACCUCUCGGCGAUCGAAUCCUUCACCAACUGUACAUACAACAACGACUACCAAGCAUGGGCGGGAGACGUGGGCUUCGUGGUGACGCUUGGAAAGCCGUACUACUGGCAGGCCCAGACGGACAAGGAAAAGAAAUUCUUUAUUGCAAGUCUGAUCAAGAUCUAUGCCAAAUACACGGGUGGUCGCAUGCCGACCUUGACGGGUUUUGAUCAGCGCGAACUUGAUCAAGUGUUGGGUGGCGCACAGGCACCCCGAAGACAGGAACGACAAGACCGACCACCUCCCCGUCCCAGCCUCCCCGAUUCUGCCCCCAGCAGCGCCAAUAACUCGAUCUCGUCUCUUGGCUAUAAUGGAAGGGAAAUGCUCAAUGCCCAGGCCACACCAGCCCCUGCCCCGACAUACCCAGAACGGAUGCCCUCGCGUGGCGCGCUUGCGCCGAAUGGAAGAGCUUCACCAGUGCAAAGCGUCGACUCGGGUCGGCCGAGUCAAGAGCUGCCUACCCUUCGACGGCUAGCAUCCAACAAUAAGAGCCAGGACUCGGUGGUGGCCUCGUCUGUUGCGCGGAGCGAAGGGGCCAGCAGCUUCAGGCCAGGAUCGAGAAAUGGGCCGGGCUCUAGCUAUGGCACCCCUGAGGCGUCACCCGCACCUCCGUCUCUGGAUGAGAGGCCGCCGGAGAGGAGAAGACCUCCCAUGGAUCCGUUACGGCCGACGCAGGUCGACAGAGAUUUGGUGCCGGCUCCUUUGAACAGCCCUGCGGCGCGUAUUCCACUUCCACCUCGGAGUCAAGACCGCAUGUCCCCCCGCAAGAAUUCGGUGAGCAGACGGGACCCGACACCACUUCGGAUGGACCAGAGACCUGUAACACCAAAAGAGAUCUCGAGAGCAGGCACGCCAGUGAGUGCGCCCAGUCCGGCACCUGUCCCAACACCGCAGACUGCCAGCCCAGCACCUGCUCCUGCUCCUGCUUCUGCUUCUGCUCCUGCUCCUGCUCCUGCUCCUGCUCGUGCCGUGCCGGCUGCUGUCCCCACGCCCCCACCUGUGCCAGCCGAGGAAUCGACGCCAGAGGCACCCAAGACCCCCGUGGAUGACGAAGAGAAGCCUGGCGUUUUUGGAAUCAAGUCCAAGAAAUCUAGAGGAGAAAUCGCCGGUGCGAUCUGGAAGGCUGCCGCGGCCGUCAGUGCGUUCAAGCCCAGACCGGGCGGUGCAGCAGAGCGACUGCGUCAAAACCAGAACAAGAGCAAUGACGGGCCAGACGGUAUCACGAGCGUUGUGCCGGCGCCUCCCAAGCCCAUCCCGGUGAAGACUCCGGAGCCGAUUGUUCUCGAACCACCCCCCACGGCGGCCGACAGGGGAUCCUCUGCCACUACUGCGUCUGGCAUUCCCGAGCUGAAAGUCACGGGCUCAGACCCCAACAGCCGACCGGAUAGCAUUGUCGCCUUCAAGGAGAAGAAGGAGGAGGUACCAGAGGAACCGCAGCGGUCGGUCGUGGCGGGGAACGAUGUCAAGUACCUGGCUACUUUGGGGAUUGAUCCAUCGAUUCUGGACGGCAAGACGUCCGAGUUUGCCAAGUGGCUGGAUUACUUUGGGUGGGUGCCGGGCGAGCAGAUGAGGCAGAGGAACUUUGAGGAGAUGAGGGCGGAUCUGGACAGGGAGAUGGGCAAGGCGCAGGCGGGGGGGUGGCUGGCGAGGUUUCAGGAGGAGGAUGAGAGGGUUGAUGCGAUCAAGAGGGGGAUCGAUCUUGCGAUUGGGGAGUGUGAUGAGCUGGAUAAUUUGUUGACGCUUUACAGCGUUGAGUUGUCGGUGAGUUUUUCUGUGGUUUUGGAGAGGGUUGGUUGGUUGCAUGCCGCCGGGGUGGAGGAGAUUGAGACCUCGUUGGUCACGCUGUUCAAGGCCAUGAUCAAGAUUGAUCCUACGAUGGGCAACAGCGAGGGGAGGAGGAGCGAAGACGGGAGCAGUGCGGACCAGUCGCUUGGCUUGGACGAGAAUUACGGCCAGAUGCGGAUCGUGCAGGAGAAGAAGGAGAUGUACCUUGCCGAAAGCUCGCUUUUCAUGAGGAGGUUGGUGAUUUUCAUGGAGAAGCAGUUUAGCGAGGCGUUCAGGGAGACGAAGGCGGCGUUGGAUGGGGCGCUGAGCAAGAAAGUUGAUCCGAGGAAUCACGAGGUGGGACGGGACAUCCUCUGGAUGUACGGCCCGCUGAUUCUGUACGCGAGGGACGUGGAUCUGGACAACUGGAACCGGAUCCUGCAGGUGUACCAGGACAAGUGCCACCCGAUAUACAAGACUGAGUUCAAGGAGGCGAUGGACGCGUGGAAAAAGAAUGCGAGGAAGGUGACGGGGGAUGAGGCGGAGCUGCUGUUUACUUCGCAGCAGGAGAAGAAGGAGGAGGGGCUGGCGACGACGGCGAGGAAGUUGACGGUCAAGAGGAGCCAGACGCUGGCGAGGAGCUUGAGGAGCCCGUUGGGGGAUGGGGGGAGCAGGUCGUCUGCGGCGGAGAAGACGCCGGAUGGGAGGGCGUUGCCGUACGAGGUUUUUGCCGGGGUGCUGGAUGAUUUGCUGCCGUUGGUGGAGAUGGAGCAGAACUUCAUCGUGGAUUUCUUCCACGCUACUACGCUGGAGCAGGCGGAUUUUCCCGAUUUGGUGGCGGCGUGUAGGCCGGUGAAUAGACGGGGGGGGGACCUCAAGAGGCAUCGGUUGAUGGAGCCGGAUCGGGAGCUGGCGAGGCGGGUGACGAAGGCGAUGGAGAGUAUUUUUGGGUUUAUGGAGAUUGGGUUGCAGCAGUUGAUGGAUUGGGUUUUGGGGAUGGAUCCCUUGUAUGUGAUUUCUUCUUUCGGUUUACGGAUGGGUGUGUGUGCUAACAAUGUCUACAGACAGGGAGUGGGUAUCUUGGCCACGCUCGAACGCAAGAUGGCCGAAAUGUCACAAUCCAACCAGGACUUUCUCAACAAUUUGCUCCAAAAACUCCACGGCAACCUCGAGGCCAAAUUCAAAAAGUUUGUCGACGAUCAGAUCCGCGCCAUUGAAGAGACAAAGGUCAAGAUCAAGAAGCGCAAGGGCGUCAUCCACUUCAUCCGCAUCUUCCCCCAGUUUUCCACCGCAGUCGAGAACAUGCUUGCGAAUGUUGAUCCCAACUUGGGGGUCAGGCGGAUGGUAGAUAGGGAGUACGACCGCAUCCUCAAGUCAAUGUUUGACUCGCUCAAGGUGAUUGCGAGAGAGAACCCGGCCAUGGGCGGCGGCGGGGCAGCCGCCACGGCUGCUGCGAUUGCCAACUCUGCGGAUCCGGAAGACAAGGAGGCGCUCAACUUCCACAUCCUGCUUAUUGAGAAUAUGAACCACUACCUGGAGGAGGUGGAGAACUCGAGGGGGUUGGAGGUGCUGGAUGACUGGAAGGAGCAGGCUAACCAGGAGCUGCAGGAGCACAUGGGGUUGUAUCUGAAUGCUGUCAUGAGACGGCCGCUGGGUAAGCUGCUGGAGUGUUUGGAGAACAUCGAGGCUCAGCUCGCGGGGGGCAAGUCGGCGGCCGGGAUUGCGGCUCAGCCGUCGAACUCGAAGAGCACGUUUAACAAGGUGCUGGGUGGGUAUGAUGCGAAGGAGGUGAGGAAGGGGAUUGAGGCUUUGAGGAAGAGGGUGGAGAAGCACUUUGGGGAUGAGGACUCUUCUUCAGCGGGAGGGGAGGGGAAGAAGGGGAGCAGCGACACGCUGAGUGUUAGUUCGGGCGUUUCGGGGCAUCAUGGGGUCAAGUUUGGUGGUGGGGGUUCGAGUCAGAGUAAUAGUGGAUUGGUGAUGAAGGUGUUGAGGGAGUGUGAGAAGUUUUAUGGGGAGGUGGAGAUGAGGGUUGGGAGGGUGACGACGGAUGUGUAUGGGGGGGAUGUGCUGUUUGAGUGGCCCAGGGGGGAGGUCAAGGCUGCUUUUGCGGCGGGGGCAGGGGGGAGUGGCGGAGGGUUGGGGGGGAUUCAUUUGGGGAGGUCGUGA
Messenger RNA from Podospora anserina S mat+, 4287 nucleotides. RefSeq lists its product as uncharacterized. Gene Ontology annotation, biological process: exocytosis; Golgi to plasma membrane transport. Lineage: Eukaryota; Fungi; Ascomycota; Sordariomycetes; Sordariales; Podosporaceae. The annotation marks the transcript as partial. The record is from RefSeq and is a predicted model, not a curated record. Gene Ontology annotation, cellular component: plasma membrane; exocyst. Gene Ontology annotation, molecular function: phosphatidylinositol-4,5-bisphosphate binding. The transcript is spliced from 3 exons.